Metarhizium acridum CQMa 102 is the source of this 1179-nucleotide messenger RNA. RefSeq lists its product as uncharacterized. Gene Ontology annotation, molecular function: oxidoreductase activity, acting on the CH-OH group of donors, NAD or NADP as acceptor. The record is from RefSeq and is a predicted model, not a curated record. NCBI's taxonomy places the organism in Eukaryota, Fungi, Ascomycota, Sordariomycetes, Hypocreales, Clavicipitaceae.
AUGGUCGAAAAUCUCGUACUGUUAACCGGGGCCACCGGCAUGAUUGGCUUCAAAACCCUCGCCGAGCUCCUCGAAAACGGGUACACCGUCCGCGCGGCCGUCCGCAACCAGGCCGGCUUCGACAGGAUCUCCUCCCUGCCCUCUGUGCAAAAGUACAAGCCACAACUUACCAGCUUCAUUGUCCCUGACAUUACCGUCCCCGGGGCCUACGACGAAGCCGUCAAGGGAGUGAAAUACAUUGUGCACAUUGCGUCUCCACUAGCAGGCAACAAUGGACCAGACUAUGAGAAUUCUCUCAUCCGGCCUGCCAUCCAAGGCACAGUGGGAAUACUCGAGUCUGCUCUCAAAACCACGGGGAUUCAACGGGUGGUCAUCACAGCCAGUGUGGCAUCGAUUGCGAGCAGUGCGCGAAUUGCAACCGGCAAGGUCGUUGACGGUAGGUCCAUCAUCCCCUGGACAUCCGGCAAUGCCAGAAGAGCCUUCCCUCACGCUGACAACCCGCAGAAAACACUCUUGCAGUCGAGACGAAACCUCCAUUUGCAGACGACUUUGCGGCCUACGCUGCCUCCAAGGCCCUCGCGUACCAAGCUACCAAGGACUUUGUCGCCGCUAGCAAGCCGCCCCUAUGAUGUGAUUAACAUUAUGCCGGUGUUCGUCUUUGGCCGCGACGAAACCGUCACCGAAGCAAGCUCAAUCGCCAAGGGGACCAAUGGCAUCCUCAUGGGCCCCAUUCUAGGCCAUGCGCGGGACUACCCCUUCGGUGUUGCUGGCGUGCACGUCGACGACGUCGCCAAGAUGCAUGUCCUCGCGCUGGAUCCCAAAGUCGCCGGAAACCAGGAUUUCCUGGCUGCCUCGGCGGAGCCUGGAAGCGUCGACUGGGCAGAGUCGUUUGAGAUUGUCAAGAGACGAUACCCUGAGGAGUACGCGGAUGGCGUGUUCAAGUUUGACAGCAUUGCGAAGCCGGCUACCACGGUGGCCAGGGUGGACAGUACAAAGGCCACAAGAGUUCUGGGGGUUCAGUUCAAGCCGUUUGAGGAGCAGGUUGUUUCUGUUGUGGAUCACUUUUUGGAGCUUAUUGGCAGAACGUCAUGGUUGCUGGCAUUACGUGCCAUUGGUUGGGGCGGCUUUACGCCGGUGAAGAACGUUUGUGUUGCUCAGACUCACGCGACUGGAAUAUGA